GGCAACACAGCUCAGAGCAGCUUCUAGCUGAGAAACUCAUCGACCUGGCCCUAAGCAAAGACCUUUCCAGUAUGUGUGGAACCACAGCGAAAAUAGACUAUUACAUAUAAUUUUGUGAUAAGAGGUUAUGUCGAACAGUGACAACUCUGCUGAGUUGAACAGAGUGAAUUCUCCAGUUGAUCACAGAAGAAAGCACAGCAUGGAAUCUUCUAGAUCUCCCAGAUCAUCCAAACACCACCAUUCACGAUCUAGGUCACGCUCCAGAGACCGAAAACGUGACAGAAAAUAUAGACGAAGUCGCAGCAGGAGCAAAGAGGCACGGAAAAGAGAUUCAGAGAAGCCAUCAAAAUCUCACAGAAAGUCUGAUGACCAUCAAGAGCAGGAGAGACAUCCUGCAGAGAAUGGAGAGGAGCGAUCCAGGCGGAAGGAAAGGAAGUCUUCAAGGGGGCGGAGCUUCUCCAGGUCACACUCGAGAGAUAGACGGCAUCACAGCAGGAGCAGAGAACGGCGGCGGUCCCGAUCACGCAGCCGGGAAAGGAAGAAGAAGGCCAGGUCUCGUUCAGGUUCCAGAAGCAAACAUCGUCACCACAGCAGAAGUCGUAGCAAAAGCAGGGAGCGCAAGAAGAGGAUUGAGAAGGUGCACAGAAAAAGUCUUAGUAGGUCUGUUAGUCCGCUCGUCUUCCGUGGGAGAAACACAGCUAUGGAUGCACAAGAGGCUUUAGCCAGAAGACUAGAAAGAGCCAAGAAACUUCAAGAGCAGAAAGAGAAAGAGAUGUUAGAGAAACAGCAGCAGCAACAGCAGGAAAUGGCUGCAGCUGUGGUUGCCCCUAUUGCAGCUGCUGCUGCAGCCGCUGCCUCAAACCCUGCCCUAAACGUCGCCGCCCUGCUGGCAUCUGGAACACAGGUCACUCCCCAGAUUGCGAUGGCUGCACAGAUGGCAGCGCUUCAAGCCAAAACCCUGGCUGAGACUGGUAUUGCUGUCCCCAGUUAUUAUAACCCAUCUGCUGUCAACCCAAUGAAGUUUGCAGAACAGGAGAAGAAGAGGAAAAUGCUUUGGCAGGGAAAGAAAGAUGGGGAAAAGUCACAAACAGCUGAGUUGUGGGAAAAGCUCAACUUUGGAAACAAGGAUCAAAAUGUCAAAUUUCGCAAGCUAAUGGGUAUUAAGGGUGAGGAUGAUGCAGAAGCUGCCAAAAAACUCAAUAAAGAAGGCUUGAAGACUCUUCAAAAGCAAGAAGAGAUGUUUAAGAACCUUGAUGUUCAGUACGAGAUGGCUCGAUCUCAGACACACACCCAGAGAGGAAUGGGCCUCGGCUUUUCCUCAUCUUUUUCUCGGGGGAUGGAUUCUGUGUAGUGCCCAUCCUCUGCACUUCAUCCUCAUCUCAUCACAUAAUUCAUCGCUGGCCCUCAAGCUUGCAUGGAUGUUGCUCUGAAUCUGUAAAUUAUUUAUAGAAAGAAAAAAAAAAACUCAGAAAUUGUAAGAUUGAAUUGUAUAUAGUGAGACGCUAAGUUUGUUUCAGUGUCUAUUAAUCUGUACGUCUUCUGGAAAAGGAACCCAUGCUUGCAUUAACCCAAUGGUUAAUGUAAACAGUUAAAUAGAUUACUUCUUUUCAACAAUGUGAUAUCUUUUUUAUGACAAAAAAUAUAUUGUGUGGUUUUCUGAAUAUGAUGUGGUUUAAAUGGAACCUGUUUACAUCCAUUCACCAAAGGAUAAGGUCUAUGGUAGCAUAAUGGGAGUCCCUUAUCUUCAUUUCUCAAUGGGGAAAAUGAAACAGGGAUUGUUAGAAAAACUCUUCUCAUGGACUGCUCUGCAUAGAAGUGAGCUCGGAAUGAGUAACAGAUGCCAUCCUUUCAUGUAAUAAAAUUUGUGUUUGGGGAAAAAAAAAA
Messenger RNA from Cyprinodon tularosa, 1884 nucleotides. It is a transcript of the gene rsrc2, whose product is annotated as arginine/serine-rich coiled-coil 2. The coding region runs from base 128 to 1351 and encodes 407 amino acids. The record is from RefSeq and is a predicted model, not a curated record. NCBI's taxonomy places the organism in Eukaryota, Metazoa, Chordata, Actinopteri, Cyprinodontiformes, Cyprinodontidae. The transcript is spliced from 10 exons.